AGUAAUGGCUGAAGGGAAGAGAAAAUAUUUAAAAACAAAGAAGACGCUCAUACUGCGAUGGGAAAGUAAGCCCUCGAGAAGUACGUCUUUCAACAAGUUAAGCCAACUUCCCACCGAUCUCAGGCACCGCCAAAGCAGCCGUCACGAUUACACCUUGAUACCGCCUACAAAAUCCUUCGUGAUUUAUCACAAUGGUUGAAACAGUCCCAGAGGAAGGGCAGAUGCUCUUGGCCCGAGAUGCCACGUUUGAGAAGAUUCUUCACAGGGGGACGUCCAAAGACGUCGGCAUGUCGGCAAUGUUGAAGAAGGACUACGAGGCCCAGAAGGCAGCCACAGACGAGUACUUCAGUCAUUGGGACAACAAGAGCGCACAAAAGGAAACGAAAGAAGACCGUGAGGCUCGUGCAGCAGAUUAUGCUUCCUUGACCCGACAAUACUACAAUCUAGCGACCGACUUCUACGAGUACGGGUUUGGCCAAAGCUUCCACUUUGCUCGACCUGCUGCCGGCGAAUCCUUCAAGCAGAGCAUCGCAAGACACGAACACUACCUAGCCCACGUCAUCGACAUCAAGAAGGAUAUGAAGGUGCUAGACGUUGGUUGCGGCGUUGGCGGACCUGCUCGGGAGAUUGCUAAGUUCACAGGGGCAUACAUCACCGGUCUCAACAUCAACGAGUACCAGGUGGAACGAGCCACGAGGUAUGCUGUAAAAUCAAAGAUGGAUAAGCAAGUCCAAUUCGUUCAGGCCGACUUCAUGAACAUCCCCUUCGAAGACAAUACCUUUGACGCAGUCUACGCUAUCGAAGCUACCGUUCACGCCCCUUCUCUGCAAGACGUCUACUCGGAAAUUUUCCGCGUCCUCAAGCCCGGCGGCGUUUUUGGCGUCUACGAGUGGGUCAUGACGGAGAAGUACGACAACGAAAACCUCCGUCUGCGCAAGAUCCGCAUCGACAUCGAACAAGGAGACGGCAUCGCCAACAUGGUCAAGGCAUCCGAAGCAGUGCGCGCCUUCCAGGCAGCCGGAUUCGAGAUGAUCCAGAACGAAGACAUGGCAGAGCGUCCGGAUCCAAGUCCGUGGUACUGGCCGUUGGACGCUGGUAGCUGGAGACACGCGCAGACGGUGGGCGACUUGCUCUACACCUUUCGUAUGACUGGGCUGGGAAGAGCGUUCACACAUGGAUUCCUUAGGCUUAUGGAGACAUUGAGGCUUGCGCCUCCUGGGAUGAUGAAGAUGUCCGAUAGCCUUUGUGUUGCUGCUGAUGCGUUGGUUCUUGGUGGGAAGGAAAAGAUUUUCACGCCUAUGUAUCUGAUGGUUGGACGCAAACCCGCGAAAGAAGAGUAGGCAUUUGUGCAGUUCAACCCAUUUUCCUACUCACAACUAGAGUAGAUCUAGAGCCAUAGACCUUUACAAUGGAAUUUAAUAAUUUUGA
Messenger RNA from Colletotrichum godetiae, 1428 nucleotides. Its product is annotated as S-adenosyl-L-methionine-dependent methyltransferase. Gene Ontology annotation, cellular component: endoplasmic reticulum. Gene Ontology annotation, biological process: ergosterol biosynthetic process. NCBI's taxonomy places the organism in Eukaryota, Fungi, Ascomycota, Sordariomycetes, Glomerellales, Glomerellaceae. Gene Ontology annotation, molecular function: sterol 24-C-methyltransferase activity. The coding region runs from base 192 to 1340 and encodes 382 amino acids. The transcript is spliced from 4 exons. The record is from RefSeq and is a predicted model, not a curated record.